Molecule: messenger RNA, 783 nt
Organism: Erinaceus europaeus (western European hedgehog)
Lineage: Eukaryota; Metazoa; Chordata; Mammalia; Eulipotyphla; Erinaceidae
Product: centrosome-associated protein ALMS1-like
Exons: 3
Source: RefSeq, a predicted model, not a curated record
GGCCGCAACCGCCAGUCAGCGCUCGUCCCCUCCCUCCUCCCUCCACCCCUCUCCCCCUCCUCCUCUGCCUCCCACUGCAAGACACCAACAUGGAGCCUGAGGACCUACCCUGGCCCGACGAGCUGGAGGAGGAGGAGGAGGUGGAGGAGGAGGAGGUGGAGGAGAAGGAGAAGGAGAAGGAGAAGGGCAAGGAGGCUGUGGCAAAGGCUGAGGCGGGACGUGCGGAGGAGGUCGAGAACUUGGAAGAGGACGAGGUGGUGGUGGUGGAGGAGAUGGAGGACGAGGAGGAGCGGGAGUCGGACUUCAACUAUGAGAGCCAGGCCCAGGAGAGUACGGACGACGAGGAGGACGACGAGGAGGCCAAGGCUUGGCUGGAGGCGCACCCCAGCAGGACCCUCUCUUUGCAUUCGCUCCCGAGGCGUCGCUACACCAAGGACGCGAGCAGCGACCCGGAAAAGGCUGAUCCACUGACCUAUCGUGCUUGGUACCAGUCAUUAUAUCAGGACAGUAGUAGAAGACAGAUUUCUGACACUGAUGUGGUCUCUUUGGAAAGUAAAAAUCAGUGGGGUUCUGGGGAUGAUCAGAGAACAGAAUCUUGGCGUUACCUUCAUGAAGAAGUGGACUCCUCUCAAGACUUGGCUACAUCUAAGACCAGGAUUGAUGUAAGAGAGGAAGGGUCCAAAAUGACAGAUUUACCCUCUAAGAAGGAAGGCACAUUUCUGACCCAUUCAGAAAAUCAAGUAAAAGAACCCAAGAAAGAUCUCUUAUGUUCUCCAUUGCUAG